This is a messenger RNA of Podarcis lilfordi (Lilford's wall lizard), 33294 nucleotides long. Lineage: Eukaryota; Metazoa; Chordata; Lepidosauria; Squamata; Lacertidae. The record is from the annotation of a GenBank genome assembly.
AGGGCAGGAGGGGAGAGAGCAAAGAUGGCGGCGGCGGCUGAAGAGCAGCAGCGGCCGCUGCAGCCGUUCGCGGCCGGGGCUGCCGCUUCGUCGGCGGGCGCUUCCUCCUCCUCGCAAGGGUCGUCUGGAGGGUCCAACCCUCUCUCUCGCAAGCUCCGCAAAGUGCUGGAGACCCGCUUGGAGACGGACAAGGUGGGCGACCAACUGUGGUCAGUCCUGCCGUAUCUGAGAAAUAGGCACCGGUUUUGCGAAUCGGAGCCAUAGGGAAGGCGUCGUUCGUGUGGUUUCUUUUCUCUAGGGUGGUUCUUUAAAAAUGACUGGCUUAGUUGACGGAUUCCCCUUUUCUAGCUGGUUAGUGAACAACAGCGCAGCCCUAACCAGGUCUACUCAGAAGUAAGCCAUGUUGAGCUCAGCGGGGCUCACUCGCAGGCAACGAGGGGUUCAAAUUGAUUAAAUUAUAAAUGAGACUUUUUUUUUUUAAGACUAGACAUCACCAUUGAAAAGGCAGGGAAAUGUAAUGAAGUAGAGAGGGAUCCUUUUUCCCCACAUGUGGAGGUCCUGUAAAGGAAUCAGGGAGUUCUGGGAAGUAAUUUACAAUGAAUUAAAAAGAUAUUUUUUAAAAAAACAAAAACCCCCAGCCCAAGACAACCCUUUUGGGAACGGUAACAAUAGAAGUCCCUAAAAAACAAAAUUAUUAUAUGCCACCACUGUGGCUAGAAUCUUAUUGGCACGGAGAAUGAAUACGGUACCCACCAAGGAAGAGUGGCAGUUUAAAAUGCUUGAAUGAGCUGAAUUGACAGGCGUUACUGAACUGACUGAAUACAUCAGGGGUGUCCAAACUUUUUUCAAAGAGUUGUCCUUUUUUUUAGGAUUUUACCCCAGGAAAUAAACUGCCAUGGAGCCAGGGGCAGGAUUAAACCGAUUAAACCCGUAGUUGAAUGCAUCUCAAGCUGGACUGGUGCCCUAGAAUUGGUCUUCACAAUAGCAGACAGAGUUUAGCUUUACUUGCAAGUAAUUAGUUGAUUGAGUUGACUAUGGCAUAAUUAUAUCAAGUUGAUGUUUAUAUUCAAAAAUAUGUUGAGUAUUUAAUCUAUAUAUUUGCUAUUGUAAACUAUAUUGUAAAGAUAGUUUAGCGUUGUUAAAAUGUGAUUUAUCUGGAAAACUGAAGAUGUUUUCUGUGUCUUCUGAUGUGUGUCCUUUUUUAAAAAAAGUUCAUUUUGUAUAUGAACUGUCAACAUGAUCUUUAUAUAUUUUUAUAGGAGAUGUUAGAAGCACUCAAGGCUCUUUCAGUCUUUUUUGUAGAAAAUAGCCUGCGUACUAGAAGAAAUUUACGUGGAGAUAUGGAACAUCGCAGCUUAGCUAUAAAUGAAGAAUUUGUUCACAUUUUCAAACAAGUGAAAGAGGUAUGCCAUUUUUAUUCAUUAAUUCUCUAAAUGUCCAGCAGGAAGCUGACAGUCAAGGGCCUCUGUAAACCCUGAGGCAAAUAACUGGCUGGUAAUUCCAUUGCUUGGUUCUGUUCCCCUCUACUGUACCUGUCUAAUUUGUGGAGAGAUGAAAGAAGCACACAAGAUAUCACGGGGAAACUGGAUUAGACUUGGUUGUGGCUAAAUAUGUUCAUGUUCAGAAAGCAAAAAACAACCACAUUGGCCAAACAGGGAACUUGUGAAGAUAAUCUUGUUAAGAGUAAGAUGAGAAGUAGAGUGUCUUGUUUCAUGAGUACAUGUUGGGUUGUAGAAAAAAUGCGGACAGCUAUCCUUUUCCUCCACUUUUCUCUAUCAAUGGGUGCCUCUCUUAUAUAUAUAUAUAAUUGAUUUUAACAUAUAAAUUAUAAAAUGUACCACAAAAUUUAUCACUUAUACAAUCUUUUUAGACUUCCAUCAGCACCUCUGAUGAUCCACCGUUUUAACCACUUCUUCCAAUAAUACUCCUCACAAAACUUCUUGCAAACCUACAAAUGUCAUCUGAUCUUCACAAAUACUUUUCAAAUAGUCCGUAAAUUUACUCCAGUCUUCUGUGAAUUUCUGGUCCCGCCGGUUUCGAAUCCUUCCUGUUAGUUUAUCUAAUUCUGCAUAGUCCAUUAACUUCAUCCUCCAUUCUUCAAUCGUCGGUAAUUCUUCUUGCUUCCAUUUUUGGGCCAAUAAUAUUCUUGCUGCUGUUAUUCUCUCACUGGGCACUCUCAUUGGCCACUGUUCAACACCCCCUAUGAGUAUGUUCACAAAAUCUAUAUAAAAUACUACCAGAUCUCCAUUUGCCACCACAAAUUUUCUUUAGAUAUUACUAUUGCUGCCUGCUAUCCUGUACAGACUUACCUGGGAGACAGCUUCAUUAAAGUCAAUGAGUCUUACUCCUGAGUAGACAUGUAUAGAGCAACACCGUUAGUUGUAUCUCUGGAGCUAUCCAGCACUUGUUGGGAAGCACGAAUGCUAAAAGUAUGUAAUGCUUUCUUAUACUGCUGCGCAUCCAGUUUCUCCAACGCUGAAAAACCAAAUCUGGAGCUUCAGGGAGGAAGAAUCAUUGGAUAUUCUUAUCAGUGAUUGUAUCAUACAACAGUGAAGAUUAUGCUUGUUAGGGAAACUGUCCAAUAGUUCUGGUGUUUCAGAAAAUUGGUGGGGGGGGAGAGAAAUGUGGAAAAAGCAAAUUUCAAUAUGAGUGCUAGUGUUUUAGGCUACUUGUCUGUUUCUGUGCUCUUUCAGGAACUUGAAAGCAUAAAUGAAGAUGUGAAGUUUAUGAGCGACUGCUGCCAGCAGAUGACCAAUCACUUGAAGGUAAAGAAUGGAUUUGUGUGCAGAUGUGGUAAUUUCUGGCACACUGGGACUUGGUAGUUUCAACAGCACAGUACUUUCCCCCAGUACAACACAUAGAGAUCACUUUUGAUCCCAGUGUGAAGAUUUCUUUUUUUACAGGGAAUUCUAAGGCACAAAAGGACCCCCUGCAUGAAAAGAGGUCCCCAUUAAUUUCUAUGGUCUGUUUUUGGAGCCUUUCACUGUUCAGGAAUCUACUCCAUCUAGUGAAAUCAAAAGGGCAUUUUGCAUGCAUAAGAGCUCUCUGUGCACAUUAUUCUGAGCUUGUGUGUAUGUAAAUCACCCAGGUUACGUUUCUAAAACACAUUUCCUAUGAAUCAUUAUGAUCAGUUUUCUAUGAAUCAUUAUGAUCAGAUCAUCAAUAUUGUUGUCAGGUUAACGGGGUGGAUAUGUUCUUGUUACAUUUGCCACCUGUCAUGGAUGCUUUUAAGUGAGAUUCCUACAUUUCAGGGGGUUGGGCUAGAUGACCAUUGGGAUCCCUUCCAACUGAACAACUCUAUGAUUUUUAUCCCACCCUUCCUUUAAUGGGUUCCCUUUUUAUCCACACAAGUAUCCUGUGAGGUAGAUUAGGCUCGGAAAGGGUGACUGAUCCAAGUUCAUGUCUUCAGUGAGAAGUUGAACCUGCAUCUCCACAAACCCAAACCAGCACUCUGGUAUACUUGCUACACUUCUGUAUUGCACUGGGCCCUAGUUCUAGUACAGUGGUACCUCGGGUUAUAUACGCUUCAGGUUCAACACUCCGCUAACCCAGAAAUAGUGCUUCAGGUUAAGAACUUUGCUUCAGGAUAAGAACAGAAAUCGUGCCCUGGCGGCAGCAGGAGGCCCCAUUAGCUAAAGUGGUGCUUCAGGUUAAGAACAGUUUCAGGUUAAGAAUGGACCUCCGGAACGAAUUAAGUACUUAACCCAAGGUACCACUGUAUUAGGAAGACAGUACAGUAGACCUGCAACUUAAGCAGAUUUAUUUUGUGCACAUUUACCUGUUUGGAAAGAAAGGGGGGGGGUGAAAGGGCAUCCGAGAAAAGAAACUUUGGCAAUCUCACCCACCAUUGCACCCAGUGUGUUUUGACUAUACACAAUUUUGCCUUUAUGUGCUAUUUCUGGAAUGAAACCACUGUGUAUGUUGCGGGUCUACUGUAAUAACAGGGGUCAGCAAACUUUUUCAGCCGGGGGCCAGUCCACUGUCCCUCAGACCUUGUGGGGGACCAGACUAUAUAUUUUUUGGGGGGGAAUGAAUGAAUUCCUGUGCCCCACAAAUAACCCAGAGAUGCAUUUUAAAUAAAAGCAUGCAUUCUCCUCAUGUAAAAACACGCUGAUUCCCUGGUCUGGAUUUAGAAGGCGAUUGGGCCAGAUCCAGCCCCCAGGCCUUAGUUUGUCUACCCAUAGUAUAUAAAUACAGAAAAUGCAUAUAUUGGGUUCUGCCUUUAAGAAAAAUGUAGCUUUAUUUGUUUCUGAAGCUUAACUGCCCUUCUGUUCACUGUUCUACUGUGCUUAAAUGACUUAUAAUUUGGUUGAAACAGCAAAUGAAAAAGUAGAAAUAUACCGUAAGACCUUAGUGGGGUUUAACUGUAAUUAUUCUGGUCUGUACUCCAGGCAACCAAGGAGCAAACCCAGGAUUUAAUAGAAAAGACAACUAAGCUUCAAGCAGAGAAGUAUGUAUUUGCCCCUUUUGUUAUAUUUAUGUCAAAUUAGAAUGCUUUUCUGGAUUCUCCCACAUUUGUACUGAAUGAAGUCACCUUAGGGCUGUUUCCAGUGGUCAUUUUUAUUAAACUGUUCUUCAGAGAUUUGCCACGGGAUAUGCAUCUUUCCCUUUUUCUAAUCGCAGAAUUUUCAGAAUGAGAGAAUUUCGCGUUAACUCACUUUGCAUAAUAUUCUGUGAGCAUUGAAAGGUCCUCUGAGUAUAGUUUCUGAACUUUAAAGAAGUAUGGUUCUUGGACUUUUCAGUUUCUCAAUAAGAAUGGAUAUCUAUUCAUUACUAUUUAAAGUAGACACGAUAAGUAUCAGGCUAUGUUCAGUAAACUCAGUUAUGCGAUGUAAUUUAAAACAAAUUAGCUCAAUAAUUGAAAUUGCCAAGAAUGCAAAGGAGGGUAGCAAGUCAUUUUUUUUUGUUAGCAGCCCAACAUCUAGCUUUUACUCACUGAGUAAAGGUAAAGGGACCCCUGACCAUUAGGUCCAGUCAUGGCCGACUCUGGGGUUGCGGCGCUCAUCUCGCUUUAUUGGCUGAGGGAGCCGGCGUACAGCUUCCAGGUCAUGUGGCCAGCAUGACUAAGUCACUUCUGGCGAACCAGAGCAGUGCACGGAAACGCCAUUUACCUUCCCGCCGGAGCGGUAACUAUUUAUCUACUUGCACUUUGACGUGCUUUUGAACUGCUAGGUUGGCAGGAGCAGGGACCGGGGAUUCGAACCACCGACCUUCUGAUCGGCAAGUCCUAGGCCCUGUGGUUUAAUCCACAGUGCCACCCGCGUCCCACUCACUGAGUACUGAUAUGUAAAUAUAAAGCUGGUUGAAUGACACUCAAGUAGCAGUUUCUUAAUAUGCUUAAUUUAUUAAGUGGGUAUUAUUUUCCUGCUUGUAUCAUUAUAUUGUUGGAUGAUUCAAUGUAAAUCACCGGGGCUACUUAUUUAAUACACUGAAGUGGCAUAGAUUGCUGGAUGUCUUUCUUCAGUGGAUUAAAAUCCUAUUUCCAGGGUGCUCUCUCCCCCCCACCCCCCAGUGUAAAAAGGUAAAGGUAAAGGACCACUGACAGUUAAGUCCAGUCGCGAACGACUCUGAGGUUGCAGCACACAUCUCGCUUUACUGGCCGAGGUAGCCGACGUUUGUCUGCAGACACGUUUUUCCGGCUAGCAUGACUAAGCCGCUUUUGGUGAAACGAGCAGCGCACAGAAACACUGUUUACCUUCCCGCUGGAGCGGUACCUAUUUAUCUACUUGCACUUUGACGUGCUUUCGAACUGCAAGGUUGGCAGGAGCUGGGACCAAGCAACGGGAGCUCACCCUGUCGCGGGAUUCGAACCGCCAACCUUCCGAUCGGCAAGUCCAAGGCUCAGUGGUUUAGACCACAGCACCACCUGCAUCCCUCCCCCCCCAGUGUAAUUUGUGUAAAAAGCCAGUUGUACCAUUUAUCUGAUCUUACCGCAUUUAUCAUAAUAUCUGAAACUGAUUCUGCUUUCUGGGUCGGAUCCAGAUCUAUGCUCAUUGGAGAUCUGCUUAUGCUGGAAGAAGGGGCCAGGGAUGCGCUGUUCACUUAUUCCUCCUUCCCCCAGUGCCCCCCUGAAAAUCUAUGCACAUGGUUGGGGCACCCUGGAGGGCUGCUGCAGGAAGGAAAAACUGGUGAAUAUUGCCUUCCCACUACCUUCCUGCAAUGAAGAACCUCCAUUGGAUCAUGGUGUCCUCUGUGGACAGACGUAGCUGUUCCUUUCACAGACUGGACGAUCUGGUUCCAACCUAUUAAUAAAUUUCUUCUGUUAUUUCACUUCAAAUAUAGUUUCAUUUACACUUCAACCUCUAUUUUUUCGUUCUAUCUAUAUAUUCCGGGACGAGGGUGGCGCUGUGGGUUACACCACAGAGCCUAGGACUUGCCAAUCAGAAGGUCGGCGGUUCGAAUCCCCACGGCGGGGUGAACUCCCGUUGCUCGGUCCCUGCUCCUGCCAACCUAGCAGUUUGAAAGCACGUCAAAGUGCAAGUAGAUAAAUAGAUACCGCUCUGGUUUGAAGAUAAACGGCAUUUCCAUGCGCUGCUCUGGUUCACCAGAAGCGGCUUAGUCAUGCUGGCCACAUGACCCGGAAGCUGUACGCCGGCUCCCUCGGCCAAUAAAGCAAGAUGAGCGCCGCAACCCCAGAGUCAGCCACGAAUGGACCUAAUAGUCAGGGGUCCCUUUACCUUUACCUGAUGUAUAAGGCUCAUUCAAGACAGUUUCUGGGAGUAUACCCCAUAGAACUCAUUGGGACGUACUUCUGAGUCAACACACAUAUAUGACUGCUAGAAGUAUCCCAUUUUCAAAUUUCAACCUUUUAAUUGCAGCCAAAGGUUAGAACUGAAAGCACAGAUAGCAGAUGCUUUCAUAGCAGAAUUCCAGCUUUCUCCAGAAGAAAUGAAUGUCCUUCGAAGCACAAGAGAUGGGCCUGUUACAGAGGUAAGUACCAUGAGCAUGCACACCGAUAAUAUUCUAGCUUUAGCAGUUGAGGUGGAACCUUUCUGUUCCAUUUACCUUGUUCCUUUCAUAUUGUGCGUUCCCUAUAGCUCCUAAUGUAUCAUAAAGAAUUGUUAAUAUGAUCAAAACCGAGUAUUUAACCCAGACAUUCACCAGCACUUUCGUACUAAAACUCAUGGGCUAAGCAUAUUAAUGCUAGAAUCUGUAAGUUAAGCAUAUUUUUUACUGAAGACUUGUGUUCAUCAGUUAUAUAUUUAAAAAGCCUGUCAAGCAUUCUCUAUAUGCUAAGCCUUACUUCUUCGUUUUGAGUUAUAGGUUAUGAGUUUUUAACUGCUUAUAGGUAUAUUUUUUGUGUUAGUCCCAUAAUUUUGUGUCUGCAUGAUUCCCUGGUCUACCUAUAAAAAAAUCAAAAUACUAUUAGCCAUUUACACACUCUUUUACAACGUGCAUGUACACACACACACACACACACACACAUAUACACACUCUUCUAGUCCUACAAAUAAAAAGGAAGAAAUAAAUCUUCAAAAAGUGAAAAUCCUGGCACACAAAGGUUGUUGAGGUUUUUGACAAAGUUGUUGAGCUUUCUUUAGUUUUGCCCACAGUUGUUGCACUUUUUUUGGUAAAAUCUAAAAAAAGAGUGUGUUUUUGAGCUAUUUUUAAAUGAAAUUUGCCAAAAUCUGCUCUAUUGGCAUGGGCUGCCAUAUGUCCGGUUUUUCCUGGACAUUUCAGUGAUUUCCACCUGGACACUGUUUGCAAGGGCUGAGUACUGGCUGUGUUCACGAAAUUGCAGACAUAUGGCAAACCUGCUUCCUUGAAAGGAUACAAUAUGGCUUAACUCAUAGACCAUGCCUAGUGGUUUUCUUUAAAUGUAGGCAAAAACAUACCUUGAUGCGUAUUUGGAGAAAUUAUGUUUGGGAUGGUGGUUGUGAAGUAAAACUCUUGUUUUAGUAUUAAUAAUAGUAUUGCAUUGUUUAGCAUUGAGAUCUUGCCUAUCCUCCCACUAGAAAUUCCUUUAACUGCAAAGUUUGUGGCCUAUAGUAUAAUGAUCUGGGAAUAUUUCUGUGUGGACAGUUUGCUUUAAUAAAAUACCAGUGACUUUCAAUCUUGUGUUUCCUAGGACUUUUUUAAGGUAUUGGGCAGAGUAAAACAAAUUCACAACGAUGUCAAGAUUCUUCUGCGCACAAACCAGCAGAGAUCAGGGUGAGUUCUCACCGAAAAACUACAAAGCAAUGGCUGAAGUAGUAGUCAUCAUUCAGUUUAAGCUGUAUAAAGUGGGCUGUGAAUAUAUUUGGAACAGGGAAAUAGCUCUAAAGAUUAUUAUGUGUUUAAAGAUUUUUUUAUUUUCAUAAAAAACUUAUUAAAAGCAUUUAAUUGUUUUAAAUUUGCAGCCUAGAAAUUAUGGAACAGAUGGCUUUGCUUCAAGAGACUGCUUAUGAGCAGCUUUACCGAUGGGCUCAAGGUACCUUAGUUUUUUUGGAUAAUCCUUUUUCUUGAAAAGAUGCUUAUUUAAAGAAUGUUAGCAGUGCUUGAUAUUAACCACAAGGUGGCAGUCUUGGAACACCUACCAAAUUCUAUAGCCUCAACUUAUUCAUUAUACUCAUGUUUAAUCCUGGGAUAUAUAUAUAUUUUGUUAAUGUGUAAGAUUAGCCAGUACUAUUUGGUGCACCAAAAUCAUUAUGGUUUAUAGAAACAUUUAUUUUACUGUAUUUAUAUAUAUUUUUUCAGGAGGACCUUGCAUGCAUAUAAUUACAUAAAAUUAUUAAAACAAUAAGCACCAACAACUACACAAUAAAACAAAACAGACAAAUGGGAGGUCUUCGCUGCGGGAUCACAUUCACCCAGUGCUAUACCAGCUGCACUGGCUCCCGGUGGAGUACAGGAUCAGGUUUAAGGUGCUGGUUUUAACCUUUAAAGCCCUAUACGGCGUAGGACCCUCAUACCUACAGGACUGCCUCUCCUGGUAUGUCCCACGGAGGACCUUACGGUCUUCAAACAAAAACAUCUUGGAGAUCCCGGGCCACAGAGAGGUUAGGCUGGCCUCAACCAGAGCCAGGGCUUUUUCGGCUGUGGCUCCGAUCUGGUGGAACACUCUGUCACAAGAGACUAGGGCCCUGCGGGACUUGACAUCUUUCCGCAGGGCCUGCAAGACAGAGCUGUUCCACCAGGCCUUUGGCCAGGGCACAGCCUGACCCCCUCCUUUGGUAAUCCUCAGAGAACUCUAGCCCAAUGGUUGCCAUUAAUCUGAUUUGAGCUGAUUUUAUAAUGAAAUGAUUUUAGAAUGUUGUAUAUUUUACUUUUGUUAGCCACUCUGAGCCCUGCUUCGGCUGGGGAGGGCGGGCUAUAAAUAAAAUUUUAUUGUUGUUGUUGUUAUUAUUAUUAUUAUUAUUAUUAUUAUUAUUAUUAAAUGUUUGCAGUCAGCCUAGCAAUACCAACUGCAUCAGCAUUAUCUCUUCUCGUUCUCCUAUCUUUCAGCCACCCACCCCACUACAGGAGUAGGUUAAUUUUAUAACAGGAAUGUUUUAAUAAUAAUAAAAUUUAUUACGGUCCCAGACCAGAUUCACAUACCGUACUACGCAAACAUAAAACACAGUAGAAUAAAGUUUGAAUUGACAAUCGAAUAUGACAAUAAACAAUACGAAUAUGACAGCCUUUAGAAAUGUGGUUUAGGUUUUAGUCUCUAAAAUAUUAUCUAGAGUUUGCCUCUGAGGUCUUAGUCUUUGUAAUAGCACAGCUUGUUCCCUGAGUUUUAUGGCAGCUGGAAUGUUGGAAUGUUUUAAUGUUCUAAUAUUUUAAGCUCCCUUAUUAGCCCCUAGGCAUCCUGAUUCAAGACCUGCUGAUUUGGAAAUAACCACGUAUGUCUCAAAAUGACAGCCCUGGGCAGGACUUAGGAGUUUAGUCUCCUAGGCCUUGAGAUGAGGAACUUUUAAAAUACUGUAUUUUUCGCUCUAUAAGACGCACCCGUCCAUAAAACGCACCUAGUUUUAGAGGAGGAAACAAGAAAAAAACAUUCUCUCCCUCUUCAGCGAAGUGGCAGGAGAAACGGAAGGGGCUCUUUGCUGAAGGGGUGCUGCUCAGCUUUCCCUCUGCGCAGCGCCUCUCCAGCAGAGCAAAGUCGGAACAGCAAGAGGGAUCGCUGUGCAGGGAAAGCAGUGAUCCGUCUUGCUGUUCUGGCUUCUGGGAUAGCCGUGCCAAGCCUCUUCAGGCUCUUUGCAAUGCAAAGCCUCUUGAGCGCAGUGGGAGGAGUGCUCCAGCUGUGCUCAGGAGGCUUUGCGUGGCUAUUGCUGAAGCCAGGAGAACAAGAGGGAUCGGUCUACACAGCGAAAGCUGUGUAGCCUGCAUUCGCUCCAUAAGACACACACACAUUUCCCCUUACUUUUUAGGAGGGGAAAAGUGCGUCUUAUAGAGCGAAAAAUACGGUAAGCGUUUUAGUUACAAAUAGGAUUGCAACAACUUUCGUUUAUUAUUUUUAGAACGCUGUAAAGAUUAGAAACAUUGCUUACUAUUGGCCUGAUCUUUUCUUCGUUGCAGGCGAAUGCAGAACUUUAACCCAAGAAUCCUGUGACAUUUCUCCAGUUCUAGCUCAAGCAAUGGAAGCUUUGCAGGACAGGGCCGUUCUCUAUAAGUAUGUUGCCUAUCUUAGUCGCAGAACAUAAUGUCACCAAGAUUAAUAUUCUGGGGGCUUCAGCCUUCUGACCACAAGCUAGCUUAAAAAGUUCAUUCAUUGUGGAAUUGAAUAUUUCAAGGCGUGGGACUUUCACUCCACUCUACAUCUUUUGUGCUAAAAAUUUGGGAUAACUACCUAUCAAAUCAAAACAGGGAACAUGUUAUGUUAUGAUGUUAUGACUUUCCUUUUUUCAGCAGCAGUUGACUGAUUUUUAAGGAAUGUUAGCAGUGCUUGAUAUUAACCAAAAGGUGACAGUCUUGGAACACCUACCAAAUUCUAUAGCGGGCGUAGGCAGACUCGGCCCUCUAGAUGUUUUGGGACUACAACUCCCAUGAUCCCUAGCUAGCAGGACCAGUGGUCAGGGAUGAUGGGAGUUGUAGUCCGCAAACAUCUGGAGGGCCGAGUUUGCCUAUGCCUGUUCUAUAGCAUCAACUUUCUUUUCGUUUAAUGAAAUGCCUUGCUGAAAUACAUCCUAAUAUUAUUUCUACAUUUUUAUGUCUUUAUAACACAAAGGCACAGUUCACAUGUAACAUCAGACUCUGAUUUAGUGCUGGUUGGAUGAACUUCAGCAAGCUGAAGCAGAACAUCAGAUUCAUGUACUCCCUUUGCCUUCUCUACCCCCCCUUGCCCCCCGCCCCCCAAAUAAAAUAGCUGGGAGGAGAAUCUCUGGAAAGUUUGGUUUCAGUUUCAAGAAUCUGAACUUAGCAUUACAUUCAAGGGAUCCUGGUUUAAAGAAUAAUACAGUGGUACCUCUGGUUAUGUACUUAAUUCGUUCCGGUGGUCUGUUCUUAACCUGAAACUGUUCUUAACCUGAAGCACCACUUUAGCUAAUGGGGCCUCCUUCUGCUGCCACUGCGCCGCCAGAGCACGAUUUCUGUUCUCAUCCUGAAGCAAAGUUCUUAACCCGAGGUACUAUCUCUGGGUUAGCGGAGUCUGUAUCCUGAAGCGUAUGUAACCUGAAGCGUAUGUAACCCGAGGUACCACUGUAGAAUCAUAGCGCUGGAAGGGGCCCUGACGAUCAUCUGGUCCAACCCCUUGCAAUGCAGGAAUAUGCAGCUGUCUGUUACGGGGAUCAAACCUGCAACUUUGGCACUAUCAGCACCACACCCUGACCAACUGCGCUAUACCCCUGUUAGCAAACCUAUUUUCAUAAUAAACCAGCUUCAAACCAUGGGUUUAAACAAGGAUCCCUGAUUGAAACCUAAUGCUAAACUGGUGUCAGGCAGGCUUAAUUCGGCCCAUGUGUUGCAGGCCACCCCCUUAAAAAAAACCCCUGCCACCAAUAUAAUACAGUGGUACCUUGAUUUACAAACUUAAUCCGUUCCGAAAUUCCAUUCUUAAACCAAAGCAUUCUUAAACUAAGGCAUGUUUUUCUAUAACAGCAGGGGGACUCAAUUUACAAAUGGAACACACUCAGCAGGAAGCGGAACAUGUUCUGCUUCCAAGGCAAAGUUCACAAACCAAAACACCUACUUCUUGGUUUGCAGCGUUCUUAAUCCAAGUUGUUCAUAAACUAAGCUGUUCUUAAACCAAAGUACCACUGUAGUUGCUUAUAUUCCCGUAUUUUCUAGCUUAGGUGGUCAUUUCCCAUCUGGAACCGCAGAUGAUUAGCUCAUCCACACAGAAUUUAUUCAGGGAACCUAUUGUCUUUUGAAACAAACCACCAGUUCCUGUGUUGGGAGGCUGAGGCAUGGUACCGACCAAUUUCCCGCCGUGAAAAGUAUUUUCAGAGCUCAAGUGGUGAAUUAUUCAGACAGCUUAUUUCUGUGCAUAGCAUACUUACCAUAUUUUUCGCUCCAUAAGACACACUUUUUUCUUCCUAAAAAGUAAGGGGAAAUGUCUGUGCGUCUUAUGGAGCUAAUGUGUGGUUCCUGGAGCCGAAUUGCCCAGGGGGAAAAAGCAGAUCAUGCUUUUUUUAAAAAAAAAAAAGAAAAAGAGGGAAGUGGGUGUUGAAACAAAACCACUGAUCGUUUGCCGAUCGGGGAGAUAGAUAAGGGACACUAGAGAUAAAGGAGGCUGCCUGGGAGGGGGGAGGUAAAGACAGCAGACUUGCAAAAGAGGGAAACAGGAAGACUAAAGCAAUAAGGAGAGAAAUUAGAAGAAAAGGAGGAGCAAAAAAACUGCUCCAGCUAAGGAAAAGACACUAAGGCAAACAAGAGGGAAGGGAGUGUUGAAAGGAAACAGCUGAUCAGUGGGAUCAGAUGAGAGAUAAAGGAUGCUAGUGGAGGCUGCCUGGGAGGGAGGAGGUAAAAUCCCAUGGAUCCUCAGGAUUUUUACAUUGGGUCACCCCAAAUUCACUAUCAGAUCACAUAGCAUGUCCAUGGCUACAGCCUGCACCAAAAAAAUCACACAUCCACUGUUUCCUGGGGCUGCAAUGGAGCAAAAAUGUGGUUACAAAGCACGGAUCCACAUGGAUCCUCAGGAUUUUUGCAUUGGGUCACCCCAAAUUCACCAUCAGAUCACAUGUCUGUGGCCACAGCAAGAACCACAAAAAUCAUACAUCCACUGUUUCGUUCAAAAUAUUUUUUUUCUUGUUUUCCUCCUCUAAAAACUAGGUGCGUCUUAUGGUAAGGUGCGUCUUAUGGAGCGAAAAAUGCGGUACAUUCCCAUAAAGCAAGGCACCUUAAUGAUUGUAAUGGCAGUAUAAAGCACAUGCAUUUUAAUAAAGUGCCCCUUCAUUUCCACUGCAGAUACACUCUUGAUGAGUUUGCAACAGCCAGAAGAAGUGCUGUGGUCCGUGGUUUUAUCGAUGCUCUUACUAGAGGAGGUCCAGGAGGAACCCCCCGGCCUAUCGAAAUGCAUUCCCACGAUCCUCUGAGGUACAGCAGUCACGGAAGCGUACACUGCAUGGUGGUUUUGCUGCCAGAAUAACCAUUUAAUGCAGCAGGAUGUUUUGGUUUUUGGUUUUAGAUAUGUAGGAGACAUGUUGGCUUGGCUGCAUCAGGCUACUGCUUCAGAAAAAGAGCAUCUGGAAGCCCUGUUAAAACAUAUCACUACUGAAGGUAUUGCUCAAUUUCAGGAAAUGUGUGUUUUAAAUCAGUUUUUAUUAGUUCUCAUACAUAUAUCACACAUUUUUCAACUUAACCAAACAAUCGUUUUGUAAAUUCCCCUCUCCCCCCUGGCUUCCCUCCAUUUCCAUUUCUGGUUUGUUAAACCGCUUGUUGCAUUCUGCUGCUUCUAUAUAGUAGUAUAUUAUCACGUUGUUGUCUUUCUUGUUCUCUCUAAUUACAUUGUAUAUGUUUAUUUAAACCCUGCCAUAGAGUCCAUACUUUUACUUUGUUUCUGCAAGUAUGUUACAAAAGGUUCCCAUUCUUUUCCAAAGCCACCAUUAUCUUUUCCACGCAGUUUAUCUGUCAAUUUUGCUAAUUCUGCAUAUUCCAUCAACUUUUCAUGCCAUUGUUCUUUGGAUGGUAUUUCUCCCAUCUUCCAGUUUCGUGCUAUUAAAAUUCUUGCUGCUGUUGUCGCAUACAUAAAUAGUGUCCUCAAUUCUUUCUUCACAUCUUGUCCUAAAAUACCCAGCAGAAAAGCUUUUGGUUUCUUUACAAAUGUUAUUUUAAACCUUUUUUUCAAUUCGUUAUAGAUCAUUUCCCAAUAAUUUUUUACAAUCUUACAUUCCCACCACAUAGGAAAUGUGUAUUUGGAAUCUCCAGGGAAAGAUGUAGGUGGCGAUAAACAUCUGCCAGUGUACUUCAGCAGACAUUUGUUCUGUGUAACUGGGGUAUGGGGGCAUGGAGGAUUGUAAAAAAAGCAUUGGCAAGUCCAAGGUGCACACAGAGAAAUGUGGAAAGUAAAUGAGUUGGAUUUGGGCGGUUUUACAUACAUAAUCAUUUUAUUUGUGUAUUGACUUUCCAUAAUUAUAACCAUGCUCAAGGCAGCUUAUAGCAUGAGGGGAAAAGAUACACAAUUCUCACAAAAUCUGUGAUGUGUUAGAGUUGCCUAGGUGUGACUUUUUUCAAGGGAGUGUGUGGUAAUGGGAAGCAUGGUUGCUGAAAUACCUCUGAAUAACUCUCGCUGUGUUUCCUUUCAGGAGUGGAAAAAAAUAUGCAAGAAGUGAUUGGACACAUCACAGAAGGCGUUUGCCGGCCUCUGAAGGUGGGUGGAGCAUGUUGGUUUAUGUGUGCCCUUGGAAUAGGUAAAGGGACCCCUGACCAUUAGGUCCAGUCAUGGCCGACUCUGGGGUUGCGGCGCUCAUCUCACUUUAUUGGCUGAGGGAGACGGUGUUUGUCCGCAGACAGCUUCCGGGUCAUGUGGCCAGCAUGACUAAGCCGCUUCUGGCGAACCAGAGCAGUGCACGGAAAUGCCGUUUACCUUCCGGCCAGAGUGGUACCUAUUUAUCUACUUGCACUUUGACGUGGUUUCGAGCUGCUAGGUUGGCAGGAGCAGGGACCGAGCAACGGGAGCUCACCCCGUUGCGGGGAUUUGAACCGCCGACCUUCUGAUCGGCAAGUCCUAGGUUUUGUGGUUUAACCCACAGUGCCACCCGCGUCCCCAUUGGAAUAAGACUGCAUUUAUUAACAGGGUGCAUUUUCCCAUAUAGUCCUAUAAACAAAGAGUGGAAAAAGCAAGAAAAAGCAGGACAAAACUUGUUGGAAACUUGUCCGUUGUUCUCGUUAUAUAUUUCAUCAAAACAAUACUGGCUUCUUAUUUCCCUAAAUUAUUUUGUCAUGAUGAAUUUUCCAACCUCAUUUGAAGCAAAACUUUUAUCGUUUCGUACCUCAAGUUACUGGUCCCAGAAAAACAGGCAUGAUUAAUGGGAGGGCCAAGACUGCAGCCCUGGUUUCCUGCUGCUGAAUACUGGGAUGGGGCAGGGGCAGGAUGAGGGCAUCAGCAGAACCAAUCCAGCAGUUCUGCUGCCGCACCCAUACCUCCCAACCCCCACCCCACCCCUAAUGUCUUACCUGCUUGAAGACAACAUAAAAAAGGUAAAGGGACCCCUGAACAUUAGGUCCAGUCGUGGCCAACUCUGGGGUUGCGGCGCUCAUCUCGCUUUAUUGGCCGAGGGAGCCAGCGUACAGUGUCCGGGUCAUGUGGCCAGCAUGACUAAGCUGCUUCUGGAGAACCAGAACAACGCACGGAAACACCGUUUACCUUCCCGCCGGAGCGGUACCUAUUUAUCUACUUGCACUUUGACAUGCUUUCGAACUGCUAGGUUGGCAGGAGCAGGGACCAAGCAACGGGAGCUCACCCCGUCGCGGGGAUUCGAACCGCCGACCUUCUGAUCGGCAAGUCCUAGGCUCUGUGGUUUAACACAUAGCGACACCCGCAUCCCUUUUGAAGACAACAUAGACAUUGUCUUCAUAAUGGGAUGUGAAAGAUUUCUGCAUAACUAAUGUUUGUGUCAAUCUGUUUUCUCAGGUUAGGAUUGAACAGGUGAUCGUAGCCGAACCAGGAGCAGUCCUGUUGUAUAAAAUUUCUAAUCUUCUCAAAUUUUACCACCACACCAUCAGGUAAACGGAAACAAAAGAGAAAAGCAAAUUCCUUACUUUGCAUUACAGUGUUUAGAAUUUAGAGUUGGUUUUGCGUUGAGGAGGAAAAUAACAAAGUCCUAGUACUGCUUUUAGUAAGUAAGAAAUCUUAAUUUUAUUAAAAAGAUAAUCUCUAUACUAUUUAUAACUUGUAUUUGGAAAAAAAUAUUCUGAUGUUAUCACAACAAAACCCUUUCGAUGUGCUUUCAAUUCACUUUGCUCCUUCUUUAAAAUUACAUCCUUGGACUCCUGCCCUCUUCAAGCAAUGAUAGUACCAUUAUGCUCAGCUUCCGAGGCAACCAGUCGGACCAUAAUUGGCCAUUAGAAAAAGCAUCCUUUUGCAAAACGCUCAGCUUUGAAGUUGUCCUGCUUUUCCAGUUUUCCUGCAGAAUUUCCAAAAGGAGACUAGAAUCACGUCAGUUCACUUUACUUCAAAGCCAUGUAUUCAUUGAUGAGAGCAAGUACAUGUUCCACAUCGUAAAGGAUAUUAAACCAGCUGUUGUACAUAAGGGAUAUUAGUUAUGGAACUCAAUAAUAUCAGCAUCUAGCAGAGCCAUAGGAAGCCUCGGGCCCUCCAUAUGUUGUAAGAUUGCAUCUCCAUUCAGCUCCAAGCAACAUAGCCAGUAGUCAGGGAUGAUAGUAAUAAUCCAACAACAUUUGGAAGGCCACACGCUUCCCACUCCUCAGAGUUUCAUGGCCUCUUGCCUUUUAAAGGUAAACUGACCCCUGACUGUUAGGUCCAGUUGCGGAUGACCCUGGGGUUGCAGCGCUCAUCUCGCUUUAUUGGCCGAGGGAGCCGGCGUACAGCUUCCAGGUCAUGUGGCCAGCAUGACUAAGCAGUGCACGGAAAUGCCGUUUACCUUCCCGCUGGAGCGGUACCUAUUUAUCUACUUGCACUUUGACGUGCUUUCGAACUGCUAGGUUGGCAGGAGCAGGGACCGAGCAACGGGAGCUCACUCCGUCGCGGGGAUUCGAACUGCCGACCUUCUGAUCGGCAAGCCCUAGGCUCUGUGGUUUAGACCACAGCGCCACCCGUGUCUCCUCUUGCUUUUAGAGAACGCCUAAAAGCACCAGGCAGUAUAUAGGUUUCCUUUACUUACUUUUUCAGAAGACAUUUUGUAGCAUUUUAAGUAUCAUUUUGUGAUACUUUUUCAGAAGACAUUUUGUAGCAUUUUAUUGGGCUAAAUAGCUGGACUUUGAUAUACAGUGGUGCCCCGCAAGACGAAUGCCUCGCAAGACGGAAAAACCGCUAGACGAAAGGGUUUUCCGUUUUGAAGUUGCUUCGCAGGACGAAUUCCCCUAUGGGCUUGCUUCGCAAGACGAAAAUAUCUUGCGAGUCUAGAGAUUUUUUUCGCUUUUCCCCUUUAUCUAAUCUGCUAAGCCUUUAAUAGCCUUUAAUAGCCUUUUAGCAGCUAAUCCCCUAAGCCUUUAAGCCUUUAAUAGCCGCUAAACCGCUAAUAGCGCUAAUAGCGCUAAUCCGUCAAUGGGCUUGCUUCGCAAGACGAAAAAACCGCUAGACGAAGACUCUCGCGGAACGGAUUAAUUUCGUCUUGCGAGGCACCACUGUACAGUAUGUCUGCUUUGGUUAUCGUGAAAUUUCUUACUGCCUCUCUUUCUCUCUCCCAAUUUCCAGUAAUAUUGUGGGGAACACCGCAGCCAUGCUGUUAACUACAAUGGAAGAGAUGCAUGACUUGAGUAAAAAGAUAUUCUUCAACAGUUUGAGCCUUCAUGCAAGCAAACUGAUGGAUAAGGUCUGUUUCAGGGGUUAGUCAACUCUCUCUCCCUUCCCUACUUCUGCAGUUGUAGGUUCUGUAGCAUUGUCAGUGGACCCUCUGUGCAGGUAUCAAGCUUGGAAGUCCAGGUUCUGUACUAUCGAAGUGAUUGCCAACCUUGCUGUUGGCUUUUGCAUUUCAUCUGUGCACCGCUGCCUUCUUAGCACCAUGUGAAACUCCGUUGUCCAUCAACACCCUUCGCCGCCAAGUCCCGCCUAUGCUGCUCACCAGACUUCUCUGCCCUUUCCUCGUUCUUCACCUUCCCCCUCCCACUGACCAAUGCCGUUUACUUCAGUGCCACCUCAAAUCUGGCGCUUAAAGCCUUUUGCACUAAAAGAAGUGGAACGAGGCCACUGAGUGUCAAACUUAGUAUACUUUGCUAAGGAACACCUACCUGAAAUGAAAGCAGGUCAACAAAUCAGUAAACUCGCACUGCAUUUAUUUGCAUUGGGACACGAAAGAGAAAAGGUUGCCAGUUAUUAUUCUCUAACUGUUACUACUCAGAGCUCAUACAUUCUGGUGUAGUCUGUCACUGCUACGCUAUGUUGACACUUGGGAUCAUAGUUGCUGUUACCACCAUUGCUGGUCCACAGUGGUCACUAUGAAAAUCCAGCAAGGUUUUUACGGCAGUGGUCUAGUGUGCAAGGUGUUUCUCAGUUUUGUCCUGGUGCGAGCACCAGAAAUCAAGGCAGGAGGUAGGGAGAAUCCUUCGCCCUUUCGUAGUCCUCUGUUUUUGGCCCUGAUACGCAAAAGAAAGCUGAGUCAGUGUACUGGAUUUCUUGCUACUUGCCCUCGUCCCUGCAUGCGCUCCCCGGCACCUGCUCCCUUUUUGAGGCAUAACUACCGUAUUUUUUGCUCCAUAAGACGCUCCUAGUUUUUAGAGGAGGAAAGGGGGAAAGCCCCACUUUUUUGAGGAUCAGCUCAAAGUUGUGCAGCUUCUUUUGCAAAGGGGAAAAAUCCUGUUUUUAUGGGGUUCAACUCACAGUUCUGCAGCUUCUUUAGGAAAGGAAAGGGAGCCGUUUCUACAGUUUCCAGACAGAUAAUCUAAUCAGCCAGUCACAUGUCGCUGGGGAAACAAACAGCCUCUGCCUGCAGAACAUUCAACAAUGGAGGCCUGGGCAAGGGACUUGGGCCAGAAAGGGAGCCUGCGAUUGACCACGCAUUCGCUCCAUAAGGCACACAGACAUUUCCCCUUUUUAGAAGGAAAAAAGUGUGUCUUAUGGAGCGAAAAAUACAGUACAUUUCAGAUGGUUCAGUUGUUAGCUGCUUCUAGUUGCUGAGGGUCCUGGUGACCACCCACGAGCUUCUCAGAGUACAGUGUUUUCAUAGGGAGUCUCACGGCAGAUCAGCCAAUUUUAAGGAACGGUUUUAGGCUUGCAGUAGACACGUGUGUGGUGCACAAUUCCGCCAGGACAAUUUCCUACAUUAAAAAAUUGGCCAAGUGUGGCUCUUCACCAGUUCACGUGCAUCUCCUCAGCUAAGAAAUUCACACAGAUUUUGUUGAUGGGCUGUUCAGGAUAACAGAGCAGUUCUCAUAUGCACUGUGGACAGAGAGCUGUGGUUUUCACUCUCCCAGCAUCUGAAAGUAAGGUUGAACAAACACCAGGCCCACACGUCAGAACGAGACCUUGGCUGGAAAAAAAAAGAAGAGGAUCUUUGCUGGUGGUAAACAAUGCAAAGGGAUUAGGUUGUAACGGAGCUAUGGAAGGCAGAGGGGCUGGAUGUGGCUCUCGCCCCUUUGAAGGGAUGCCACCAUGGAAUGGACAGACGUCUGAUACAUGGUAUAGUACACUGAUGUGCUUCCUGUAUGUUGUCAGGCCCACAACAUGCUCUUGAUAUAGGGAGUUUCCAAGCUCUUUACAUAGCAAGAUUCAUGAUGCUCAUUUUAAAUCAAUCAUCCAUCCAGUUAGGACUUUCGUGUGCAUGCACACUUCUUCAGAUACACUGAAACAGAAGUCACCAGACCGUUAUAUAUAGUGGGAGGGUGGGGUUAGGUUUUUCUCAGAAGGGGAGUACAGUGGUACCUCAGGUUAAGUACUUAAUUCGUUCCGGAGGUCCGUUCUUAACCUGAAACUAUUCUUAACCUGAAGCACCACUUUAGCUAAUGGAGCCUCCCGCUGCCGCUGCACCACCGGAGCAUGAUUUUUGUUCUCAGCCUGAGGCAAAACCUGAAAUCCUGUUCUUAACCUGAAGCACUAUUUCUGGGUUAGCAGAGUGUAACCUGAAGCGUAUGUAACCUGAGGUACCACUGUAGGAGAUGGGUGAUUGACUCAAUGGGUAUUGUAAACCUGUUGACAACUGUUGACUGCAAUUAGUCCUACAGGAAAAAGCAAGGGAUAGUAUGCAGAUGACCAAAAAUAGCUUUAGCAUAUGUAAUGAGACAAGAAUCCAUUAUCUCUAUUCAGACCAGGUCUCUCCAUAGUUUUCAGUUAAGUAAUGUUGUAAUUUGUUUUGUAGGUUGAACUGCCGCCUGCGGAUCUUGGCCCAAGCUCUGCACUGACUCAGACCCUUGCUCUGCUGCGGGAGGUUCUAGCAUCGCACGACUCUUGCGUCAUCCCUUUGGAUACCCGCCAAGCUGACUUUGGGCAGGUAAAUUUGGUUGAAAUUGCAAGGAGCCACAGCAGCUUGAGGGAAGGGCUUUGGGGGGAUGGGAUGACAGAAACCGUGAUUCAGACAAUUAAAUUCCACCCUAGGUUUCCCAAUGGAAAAAGAGGAGAAACACUGCUGGAUCCGUGGCAGUUUCUAAUUAUAGCAGAAGUGGCAUUGUUCCGCGUAGAUCAGGAUCAAGAAUAGACAGUGGUGAGCAGCUCCUGCAGUUGUGUCUGGGGCUCUCCUGCGAGAGAAAACAUUGUUUUAUGUUUGGCAGCAGAGAUGUCUAACAAUGUCACAUGGAUAGAUCAUGUGACCUAGCCCCCACCUCGUUGAGUGCUGAAGACUCCUCCUCUCUCAAUUAUUCUCUGUUUUUGCACAGGGCAGGUCUUCUUGCUGGCUAUCCCUUGACCUCAGGCCUUACCUUUUCCUGUUUACCUCAUUUUAAGCGCCAUCUUCGCUGUUUCUCUUUUUUUAAAAAAAAGAUAUUUAUUGAGAUUUUCAAAAUAUUACAAAAAAGAGAAAAAAUAAAAUAGAGGCAGAAGAGAGUACAAAGGAUAAAAAUAAUUGACAAAAUAGAAAAAAAACGAAAAAAAACCCCAACCCCUUCCCACCAUAUACGAAAAAAUUCCAAAUGAGAAAAAAUGACAGAAAAAAAGAAUGCAAAAAUCACAAAACUUUAAAAACAUUUAAAAACAAAUUCAUUAUUUUCAAAUCCUUAACUGCCAUUACCUUCUUUCUUAGACCUCCUCCUCCUCCCUUUCUUUGUAUCCUAGUUAUUAAUUAUCCCAGCAAAUCCUUGACCUUAUCUUUCUAUAAUAAAAUAAACCUUAAAACUUAAAACUUAAAUCUUAUCCUUACCAACUUCUCAUAGUCAUAAUAUUCUUUCAUAAUUCUUUAAACAUCUUUGCUAAAGCCAAGUAAUUUCAUUCCAACAUUUUUCUAUCAUUCAUCAAUGUUAUAAAACAGUUCUAAUGGUAGAAAAAAGAGGUAUAAACAGAUCCAAUCUUCAUCCAGCGUCCCUUCCUCCUGGUUCCGGGUUUUGUCAGUCCUUAUUCCCGUCAAUCUAGCCCAUUAACUUGGCAACCUUAUGUCCGAGGCCCUCAAGUCUCUUCCAUGACCCUUCCGCGGCUCUUCUUCAUAUUUGUAACUGUAUUUUCCCUUGUCUCCUGCUCGUGGUAACUCCAGCUUGACAAUGUUUUUAACCCUUCUCAACAGAUCAGCCCCUUUUACAUGUUCAACAAUGAAUUCCAUGUAGUAUUUAAAAGCAUGUUUCAAAGGCCCUCCAAAAUUGAGAGCCCCCACAGUCCCAAACAUCUCACGGCCCGUUGCCAUAUUUGAAAAGUCCAAACAUCCCAGCAUAGGGGGGUCAAUCCAGCCCCCCAUUUCCAAACCAAGCCAAACUUUUCCUUUCCAGAUAUGGCUAUUUCCAAGUUCAUUUGUCAAAUCCAAAACAAUCAUAUUCCUGUUGGGCCUGUUCUGUCAAAACACACUCCUGAUUUAAUGUCAAAAACUCCUGUUCUGUCAAGACACACUCCUGAUUUAAAUCCUGAGUGGGCUCCACAUAUUUUCCCACUGUCUGUUCAAAGUUUCCCACUGCCUGUUCAAAGUUUCUAGUCGAAGUUGCCAUCCAAUUCACCUUCUCGUGUAAUUGUUCCAGUAGGUCGUUUGUUUUAUAGAGAGCAUACAACAAGGCUUCUGAAUACAUUGUCCUACAAGGUAGAUACUUGUUCCCACGGUUGUAAUCUGUAACAGCUGUCGACUCCCUGGAGUUAGUUACAGUUUCACAGUUACAAUUUCACAGACUCCCUCUAGGGGGAAGACUUCUAUUUAUUCUUGCAACAAAGUUUCCUUUUCUAAGAUACUUUGUCCAUAUAUAAUCCUUUAAAAUGCGAAAGGGAACAGUGGAAUCACUAGGUUUCUCUUCUUUUAGCCAUCUGUCAAAAACACUUGUCUUUGGUUAAUGAACUUCACACGUCAGUCCUGACAGCCCGCUCCAGGAUCAGGACGGAGGAAAGUUACUUCACUUUAAAGUCACUUUAAACAGUCCAAAAAGAUCCCCCCCUUCUCCUGCUGUCGAAGGGGGGUUCCACAAUUUUAAAUGGUGAAAUCCAAUCUUUUAAAAGCGAUUUCCUGAGCUCUAGUUUAAAUUGCCUUUGCUUUAUUCUGUUUACAAAAGAGCGGAAGGAUGAUUUCCUGUUUAGACCUUCCCGUUCCGUACCAAAUUCAAGUAAAUUUUUAAAGUCCGAUUCUUUCCUACUCGCAAGUCCUUAUUUGAUGUUCAAUUGUUCAAAGUCUAAGCACUCACGGGUGCUUAUUUUAAAGUCCAAAUUGUCCCAGGAAAAAGGCAGCGCUCUCCGGCAACAGCUAUGCGGCUUCGCUCCACGGAAAUAGCAGUUGACCCACAGCACCGCGCCACUUCCCCCUCUUCACUUCGGAGCCCGUUAGUGGGUUCCUUAGCGGGUUGGGGGGGCGCUAAAGGUGCCCGCCGAGUCCCAUGGUCACAGGCUUCAUUCGCCUGUGAUUUUUAAGUGGGUCCCCGCUUCGCCGUAGCGGAAAAGACCCGUUUUCCGCGGAGCUAGUCCCUCCAGUUCAGAGGGAGUCCGCCAUUGCCGGUGGCGCCACCCCGGAAGUCUCAUCUUCGCUGUUUCUCUUCUGAGCAGUCUCAGCUUUAUUCUGUGGCCCUGUGACGUGACCCUGAGCUUGGAUGUCCACUACGCAAGGCACCCCAGACAGUUGCUUGUUGCGUGUUGCAUUGAAAACCAGGGAGCUGCAGCCUGCCUUGUUGCUGUGCUUCUCCUGAUAGGAAGCUGUUGGAACGUUUGGUUUAAAUAUCCAUCUUCCUUGUAAUUCGAACCUGCCUUUUUCUCAGAGCAAGGUUUGGACAUCAUAAGCAAGCAUCACCAAUUGCCUAAGCUGUUGCAUCUGCAUCAGGCUGGCAGUGACUUGCGCAACUUCCCUGUGCAACAUCCUUUUCAGACUUUUAACAAGCCAGCUGACUGUGCAGUAGACAGCGCAAGUGGCUGGCAAUGCUUCUUUGUAGCGCCUGAAGCUCCUUUCGGAGGCAAAUGCUGUUCCCCCUGUUUCAGCCUCAUUCCUCCGCUUUGGGAGAUGUAGAGAAAGGGGAAUGGAUAAGAAUUCUCACCAGUUACAGCAUUUUUUGCACGCUCUUCUUCCUCUUAGGUUCUCUCUUGUGUGCUGGAUCCCCUGUUGCAGAUGUGUACUGUGUCUGCCAGUAACUUGGGGUCUGCUGACAUGGCAACUUUCAUGGUGAAUUCGCUUCAUAUGAUGAAGACAACGCUGGCUCUGUUUGAAUUCACAGAUAAACGGCUAGAAAUGUUACAGUACCAGGUAAACGUCCAGUCAACCUCCCAAUGUUUUCUUUGCUAUUAAACAUUAACAGGGAAUGCCAUAUGUUUCUGUGUACAGUGGUACCUCAGGUUAAGAACUUAAUUCGUUCUGGAGGUCUAUUCUUAACCUGAAACUGUUCUUAACCUGAAGCACCACUUUAGCUAAUGGGGCCUCCCGCUGCCAGCAUGCAAUUUCUGUUCUCACCCUGAAGCAAAGUUCUUAACCCGAGGUAAUAUUUCUAGGUUAGCGGAGUCUGUAACCUGAAGCGUAUGUAACCUGAAGUGUAUGUAAGCUGAAGCGUAUGUAACCCGAGGUACCACUGUAUUAGACAAGGAUUUUUUGACUCAAAGAUCAUGUAAAAAAACUGGGGUUGUCCAAUACACAGAUAGUGGCAUGGGGGGGGGGGGAGAGAGAAGCGGCGCGCUUGCCGGCCAGCCAGUUGGCGGAAGCGCAACUUCCCCUGAUGCCCCAGCGAGCGGGAAACACUCCCUAGAUUGUUUCCCGCACGCAGCAGCAUGGAGGAAGUUGUGCUCUCACCAACUGGCUGGCUGGGGGGAGCGCAACUUCCCCUGACCUAGGUAGCGUUUCCUGCCCCCGGGGGUGGGGGGAAAAGCUCAACAACUUUGGUCCAUCUCCCCUCAUUUUCUUAAAAUUGAGUCUCUAAAAAUAAGGGGGGGGUCUUAUACCUGGGAGUGUCUUAUAGAUGGAAAAAUACGGUAAAUGGGAAACAAGCUCCUCAAAAUGUGUGUAUCUUCACAGCUUUGUAUGUAAAGUCAACAUACAGAUGUGUACAACCACAGAAACGUAAUUUACGGGAAGCUACAACAAAACAGAGGGACGCGGGUGGCGCUGUGGUCUAAACCACUGAGCCUUGGGCUUGACGAUCGGAAAGUUGGCAGUUCGAAUCCCCGCGACGGCGUGAGCGCCUGUUGCUUGGUCCCUGCUCCUGCCAACCUAGCGGUUUAAAAGCACGUCAAAGUGCAAGUAGAUAAAUAGGUACCGCUCUGGUGGGAAGGAAAACGGUGUUUCCGUGCCCUGCUCUGGUUCACCAGAAGCGGCUUAGUCAUGCUGGCCACAUGAUCUGGAAGCUGUAUGCCGGCUCCCUCGGCCAAUAAAGCGAGAUGAGCGCCGCAACCCCAGAGUCGGCCACGACUGGACCUAAUGGUCAGGGGUCCCUUUACCUUUACCUAAGACAAAACAGCAGUAGUGAAGCAGGUAAAUGCUUCACCCAUGCCUUGCAACACAAGCUCCUUUUUUUUCUUUACAUGAAGGAAAGACAACACAUACAAACUACGUAUAUUUUUCCUCUGUGUUAGAAUCUUUAUUUUUAAAUGCCCUCCCUCUUAAUGUUAGGGUUAGCUGAUUUUUUGCAUUUCCUAGUUUUUUCUGAUAAAGUCCUGAUGAGGCAGGGAUCCAGUGGAGCUUAGCAAAAUGAUAGACAGGGACAAUCAGGCAUCAUUGUGCAGGGCUGAGAAGUGAUGCUUGAGAUGCAGAGUUCACCAGACUAUCUUCUCCAUGCAUUUAAAUUUGCCAAAUCCUAUUUAUAGCAGCUGCCCCUCCUAGAGCCUUGAUACGCUCUGUUUCGAUGGGCAAUGCAUAUUAUGGAUGAACAAACGGAGUGAGACGCCGUUCUCCAAAUGCACCCUUAUUGCGAAAGUGGAUUGGAUGGAUUAGUCUCAGUUGUUGUUCUUUAGUCGUUUAGUCGUGUCCGACUCUUCGUGACCCCCUGGAUCAGAGCACACCAGGCACUCCUGUCUUCCACUGCCUCCCACAGUUUGGUCAAACUCAUGCUGGUAGCUUCGAGAACACUAUCCAACCAUCUCGUCCUCUGUCGUCCCCUUCUCCUUGUGCCCUCCAUCUUUCCCAACAUCAGGGUCUUUUCCAGGGAGUCCUCUCUUCUCAUGAGGUGGCCAAAGUAUUGGAGCCUCAGCUUCAGGAUCUGUCCUUACAGUGAGCACUCAGGGCUGAUUUCCUUCAGAAUGGAUAGGUCUCAGUACUGUUCCCAAAUUCCAUCCUUUUUGGGAGAUGGUACUCCUGUUCAAAAUCUGAGUGAGGUUAUUUUUAUUUAUUUCAUUAAAUUCGUACAGCACUUGAUUGUAAAAAAAAUAAAAAUCUCAAAAGCAGUUUACAAAAGAUAAAACAAGAAAAUCAAGAAAUAUUUACUAUCGUACUUUGAAAAGUUAAAAUGCAAAAACAGAUUGAAAUUAUCAAAUGGGUAUGUAUGGUUCUGGAGGUGGAUUAUGCCCAUAUGGGGGGGAAAGGUGAUGUAUGUGCCAGUCCUCCAUCUGUUUGCAACUCAUCACAAAAUAAAUCCUAUUUGGCCUACUUUGCAUAUAACAGUAAGCCAAAACAUGGCUUAGCAGCAAGGGUCAGCAAACGUUUUCAGCAGGGGGCCGGUCCACUGUCCCUCAGACCUUGUGGGGGGCCAGACUAUAUUUUUUUGGGGGGAAAUGAACGAAUUCCUAUUCCCCACAUAUAACCCAGAGAUGCAUUUUUUUAAAAAGCACACAUUCUACUCAUGUAAAAACACCAGGCAGGCCCCACAAAUAACCCAGAGAUGCAUUUUAAAUAAAAGGACACAUUCUACUCAUGUAAAAACAUGCUGAUUCCCGGACCGUCCGCGGACCAGAUUUAGAAGGCAGUUGGGCCAGAUCCAGCCCCCGGGCCUUAGUUUGCCUACCAAUGGCUUAGCACAACAUGCAUGGGCUCCAUGUGAGGAGAUUGCAGCCUCUUUAACUCCUCCCUGGUCAUUUUGAAACCAUGCUACCCUGAGCCUAAAACCAUGGUUUGGCUUGGAUUUUCAUCCAGAUCAGGGCUCAUGGCUUGACUCUUUCCAGACAAACCGUGAGCUGUAGCCAAGCUUUACCAUAUGGUUGACAACCUGUGGUUUGUCCGGGAGAGCUGAAUCAUGAGUCGGGGGGGGGGGGUGUUUGGCUUUUUGCCUUGGGGCCAAUCUAAACCCCUGGGCAGCAAUGGCAGAACUUAAUGGAGCAUCACACCCCUGCCACUUGCACUAACCAGGUUGGGAGGGCGGGUGGGUGUGGCAACGCAUCUUUACUAUGCUGGUUUCAGAUCCAGGACCUUUCUUUUCCCGCCCCAUUUUCCCUCCAGCAGUAGCUUCCAUCCACCUGUUGGUUGUGAAUAUGCAUUGGAGCAUUCACUGCUCUGACUCCCCAAUGGGCAGCAGCCACUCAGACCAGCCAAUGAAAGCUGGUUCAUCUGCUGUGUAGGGGCAGAUGGAGGGAAACCUCUGUUUCUUCCAAAUCUUUAGUAUGGUGGAUCAAGUUACAGUGGACCCUCCGGAUACGAACUUAAUUCGUUCCGGGAGUCCUUACAUACCCUGAAAAGUCCGCAACACGAGGCGCCGCUUCUGCGCACGUGUGUGGCGUAAUAGAGCGCUUCUAUGCGCAGCACGCAGAGUGCUUCUGCGCAUGUGCAAAGCACGCAGAGCACUUUUGUGCAUGCAUGCACGGCGAAACUCGGAAGUAUACACACUUCCGGGUUUGACGCGUUCACAACCCGAAAGUUACGUUAUCUGAAGGUAACAUAACCCAAGGGACUACUGUAUUAUUUUUAUUAUUAUUGGCCCAUAUGUAAUGCGCUUUGAAUGCACUUAAUUUCGUAACAUAGUCAAAAUGCUUCCAUUGCAUUCAGUGACUUUUCUUCCGAAUUGCUUUUGUCAACAAGCUGUUUCUUCAGUUACCAUUCCGAUAAGUAAGAAAUGUCUUCCUUCCGUCUUUUAGAUUGAAGCGCACUUGGAUACCCUUAUAAAUGAGCAAGCUUCCUAUGUAUUGAAUAGAGUGGGCCUGACUUACAUCUAUAACAUUGUACAGCAGCACAAACCAGAGCAGGUAAGCAAUAAUUUUGGGGAGAAAUGCGUAUAGUCCACUUCUGUUCCAAACUGUGAGUAAAUAAAACUGUUGUGGUGCAGUUAAGAUGUAAUCUGAUUUAUGUGUCAAGGGUAGUGAUGUUAAAUUCUCGACAAUAAUCUUUUGGAGAAUAUUCUCGAUUAAUGAGAAUAUUAGAGAAAUUUCAUUUAAAAUGUUCAGAUGGCAACCAAAAACGGUACAGAUACUUUAAUUCAAUGGGGCAAUGCAGUGAAUUCACAUCUUUGAUUUUUUGCCCCAAACUUGAAAAUUCAACGUGAAUGACUCACGUUAAUCACUAAGCCUGCCGCUAACCGUAUAUUUACCAUCAACUUUGAAUUCUAAUUAUGUUGAGUACGUGUGAAAUGUAGCUUUUAAAGGAACAUAAAAACAACCUCAGGUCCGCUACAUGAGUACGUUCUUUAAUAAGCAUAUCUACAAUGAGAAUAAGGUCACACCAAAAUAGAAAAAAGGCUAUUACAUAUAGUUCAAAUACAUACGAAUUCAAAUGUUCAUCAAAUUAAAUGAAUAGCAUUUUUUAAACUUAAAAAAAAAAAAGUUUUCUGUAGCUCACAUUUCAGAACUGGCAAUGGUGAAUGACACAAUGCCCAGUAAUGUAACUGGAUCAACAAAAUCAUUAUUCAUUACUUACACUGGCAAUAUCACAGCUUGACUUAUUAUUUACUAGAUUUUUUAAAUUUUGGUUGUAAAACUGAUUCUUACAUUAGAAUUUACAGUUUGUGGAGAGAAUUCUCCGGAGAAUUUUCUAGCAGAAAAUAUUCUCGAGAAUAUUCUCAUGCUUAAUUUUUAGGGAGAGAGAGUGUGUCUAAUGUAUGUAAUCCGGAACACUCAUGCACACAAAAUCAGUACAAGAUACAUCACAUGGGUACUCUGAUCAACUGAUUAAAUACGCUGAAUUGCAAAUACACAUUUACUGUAUCUGGAUGAGAACCAAAGUGCUACUUUGGGCUUUUGGGCAUCAUUUUCCUCCCCAAGCCCUUUGAACAGCAGAAAAGCUACUAUUGAAAGCCCCCUCAGUUUCAAAAGGGGCUUGCUGUGUGGCACAGAGGUGCCUUUUCUUGAGAUACACAUACCAACGGCACUCCUUAACAGUGAUGGUUAAAUAUUUAUUUAUUUGCUUAUCAUUGCUGUGUUUUUAGGGUCCCUUGGCAAAUGUACCCAGUAUGGAUUCCAUGUCAUUAAAAGCUGCAAUGGUAAGAUACUGGAAUUUAAUUUGUAGCUGUAUUUGUUUUUUUUAGGUGGGGGGAAGUAAUUAUUAAAUAGAAACCAGGGCAGGAGGAGGCGGGGGUAAACAAGGAAGCAAUGUAUCCUUUUUUCCAAUGACAUGUGCUUUGGCUCAGUUAGGGUAUGGGGAUGAUAGGGGUAUCUUCAUAGUCUCAAGAAAGUUUAGAACUGAAUGACUUGCCUCUCUUCUAGCUGUUCCACUCCAAAUCAAUAAAUGGGGCUGUGAAUGAACCUUGAAGUAUGCCCUCCUUAUUAUUUUUUUGCAAAAGUUGAGCCAAAUUGUGCAUUCGCUUUGGUUUUAUUUUGAUGUUUUUCAGAACAAUAUUUUCGUUGUGCUAAGAGGCCUGAUACACAGCAACAUUGCAUGAAAAUUAAACUAUCCCAUAAAGUUUUAAUGAGACACCACGUUGGUGCAGAUAACCGAAAAGAAUGUUGGCUGUUUAUUUUUGUGGUCUUUUUGACACAAACCCUUAGCACAGAAAAUUGCUUUGACUAAAAUGAGCAUAUUCAGUGGUAUCUUAUGUAUCUUAUGUAAGGCCAUGUAAGAAAGAUACCGUAUUUUUUGAUCUAUAAGACGCACCAGACCAUAAGACGCACCUAGUUUUUGGAGGAGGAAAACAAGAAAAAAAAUAUUCUGAAUCUCAGAAGCCAGAACAACAAGAGGGAUCGUUGCACAGCGAUCCCUCUUGCUGUUCUGGCUUCUGGGAUAGCUGCGCAGCCUGCAUUCACUCCAUAAGACGCACACACAUUCCCCCUUACUUUUUAGGAGGGAAAAAGUGAGUCUUAUAGAGCAAAAAAUACGGUACUCAGCAAAUUCUAUUCUGGUGUAAGGUUCUGUUGUAUCAUUUUGAAAUAUGUCCAAAAGUUGUUUCUAGUAAUUGAUAACGGUGGCAUUGGUUUAAUUUGAGCAGCUGAAAUAGAUCAGGCUUCCUCAACCUCAGCCCUCCAGAUGUUGUAGGCCAAAAACGAUCCCUAGAUAGCAGAACCAGUGGUCAGGGAUGAUGGGAAUUGUAGUCUCAAAACAUCUGGCGGGCCGAGGUUGAGGAAGCCUCUAAAUAGAUGAUAGACUUGCACACACAGGCAUUAAGAGUUAGGGUUAAGGAGCAGGGGAGAAGCAGACACAAGGAAGAGGGGCUCCUGACAGGGAGGACAGGCUAGGAUACACAACCCUGCUUCCCAUCCUCUUGUGCAUGACUAGCCCUCAAACUCAGACCUCCAUCAUAGAUGGAAAUCAAGUGGAGCAGGUAGCCGUCUCCAGCUGCCCAUAGUCCCAUCCUCUUUGCUUCCCUUCUCCUUUGGUGCCAAAUUUAGACACAGAGCUCAACGCAUCACUCUGAAACACCUCAGGGCUUCUCCCAACCCCUGUAAAUAAAGGUUUGUGGUGGGGUCUGGUUUUCAUAAGGAUCACAGCAGGCAGGGAGGAGAAGGUCAACCACCCCAGCCACAGCCAUUAGUUCCACUAUGAAGCUUCUCUUUUGAUUUCAGAAAAAUUGGGUGAGAUGCUUAGUGCCUAAUGCCUGUUCUUCUUCUGUUUGCGUUAGGUCCAGUUUGAUCGUUAUUUGUCGGCUCCCGAUGGGCUGCUAAUGCCACAGAUAAACUUUCUUCUAAGUACUACUGUGAAGUAAGCGUUUUGGCUUUGGGUUUGAUUCUUCGGUUGUAGUUUCUGAUCCAAAUCAGUUGGUCCCUUACCUUUCCCGCCCCGACAAGGCCACAGUGAUCCAUGCGACGGUCAUCUCCAGGCUUGACUACUGUAAUUCGCUCUACGCGGGGCUGCCCUUGAAGCUGCCCCAGAAACUCCAGCGGGUGCAGAAUGCUGCAGCGAGGCUCCUCACGGGGUCUCUGCCAUGGGAGCAUAUUCACCCAGUUCUUUUCUUGCUGCACUGGCUCCCGGUGGAGUACAGGGUCAGAUUUAAGGUGCUGGUUUUGACCUUUAAAGCCCUUCACGGCCUAGGACCCUCGUACCUACAGGACCGCCUCUCCCGGUAUGCCCCACGGAGGACCUUAAGGUCCAUAAAUAGCAACACCCUAGUGGUCCUGGGCCUUAAAGAAGUUAGAUUAACCUCAACCAGAGCCAGGGCUUUUUCGACACUGGCUCCAGCCUGGUGGAACACUCUGCCUCAUGAGACCAGGACCCUGCAGGAUCUGAUUUCUUUCCGCAGGGCCUGUAAGACAGAGUUAUUCCGCCUGGCCUUUGGCUUAGAAUCAAUUUGAUUCUCUCUCCUCCUUUCUUUUUUUCCUUUCUCCUCCUGUGAUGAGGCUGCAUUUUAAUGUUUUAAUGUUUGACAACCGAGGCACGGCUUGCAAUUGGUUGCAGGAGCUUCCUGCACUCAGCGGAAGCUGCAUCAGACGUUCAGCUUCCAAAAAACAUUCAAAAACCGGAACACUUACUUCCGGAUUUGCGGCAUUCGGGAGCCAAAACGUUCCGAAAUGGAGGCGUUCGGGAUCCGAGGUUUAACUGUACUAAUUUCUGCAAAGGUGCAGAAGUAUGCAAAUUUUGUUCUCAACACUGUGUUUUUGUUUUGUUUUAGACAGCAGAUAAUAAAACUGUCCACGGAACUAGUCUGCAGAGCCUAUAGCGAAGUAUAUUCAGCUGUAAUGAAUCCAGACAAUGGCUAUAAAGAUCCAGAAACAAUAUUGCCCAGAUCUCCUCAUCAGGUUCAAGUACUUCUCUCCUAACCUUAGCCAAAAUGGAGUUUCUCACUGUUUAAGGUCAGAAUAUUUUCAUGCAAGUACAAGAUAGGCAAUGGCUAUUUCUUUCUGUUCUUGAAAUCUUGGUGGAAGUUUGGGUGGAUGUAUGCUUGGGCUACAGCUGUGUACAAAGUUAGUCUGAUGAGAUCCCAUUGACUUGAAUGGGAUUUCUGCUGCCUUACUAUGUGCAGUACUGUAGACAUAGUGGUAGACAGAGGCAAGAGGAAUUUUCAGAUACUAAAUUAUUUUCAUGUUGUUAUAAACAUGAAAAGGGCUUCUUUGGGAAAGAAAGAAAAUCCUCGUUAAUUUUUUUUUUUUUUAUGAUAAAUUCUGUACACCCAAAAAGUUUCCAAGUUCUAGUGACUUAGUCAAUAUUGGGUUUUGUUCCACCAUUCUUCCGCUAACAGUUUGGAGGAAGAGAUACCAGCGUUGCGAACAAAGGGAGACGGUUUGGAUUGGAUAAGGGACGAAUGUGUGGGUGCUUCGAUGCAUUGCUUUCUGUCGUGGAUACUCUUAGCAAAAAUAAAAACCCAAGUCUAAUCUUUGAAGAUAUAAUUUAUAUCACUGGCCAAAUACUAUUAGGUUUUUGCCAUGUAUCCGUUACCCAGUUGAUGGUUGCCUGGGAGUAAGUCCUGUUGAACGCAGUGGAACUCACUGCACUGUUAAUAAUGUAAGCAAGCCGUGCUCCAUCAGAUCCACAUUGGUCUGUGACACCUCAUGAUAUCCACAUUGGUGACUAUUGCACCGUGGAGAAUCAGGAAAGUGUGUAUACAAACCUGACUUUAAGAAACCUGAAACUUAACCUGCCUGGUAAAUACCAUUCCCCUGAGGGUACGUGUCUUUUUAGUUUGGUGUUUGUACUGAUUGGAAAAAGUGAAUAAAAACAACAACACCAUUCCCCUGAGGGUCUUUCAUUGAUCAUUUUAUAGAAUCAUAGAUUUGUAGAGUUGGAAGGGACCCCAAGAGUAAUCUAGUCCAGCCCCCUGCAAUAAUUAUUCUUGAUCCUCUUGGUUGUAGUCAGAGCCGUCUUUCCCAUAGGGCUUAGUGGUGCGUUGCGCCAGGGCGCCGGCCUCUCAGGGGCACCCCAGCCAGUGGGGGAGCUGCGCAGCUUUGCCGGCGGCUUCCCCUUUCCCUGCACGCCUGCCAGCUGCGCCCUGUCAACCAUAUGGCUGGCAGGCAUGCAACUUGCCUCCCAAGCCUCAGCGGGAGGAGAGCGAUCCCUGCAGAGGCUUAGGAUGGAAGCUGUGCCCUGCCAGCUAUAUGACUGGCAGGCACACAGUUUCCCUCCCAAGCCUCUGUGGGGAUUGCUGUCUUGCAGAGGCAUGGGGGAGAGUUGUGGCCCCCCCAUGGCCGGCAGUGCGCAGCUUCGCGCCCCCCCAUCUGUGGUAAUUUGGGGCGCUGGGCGGAUAUUUGCACCCCAGCGCCGCAUCUGCUAAAGAUGGCUCUAGUUGCAGUCCUGUACACAAUUACCUGGGGGUAUGGUCCUGCUGAACUCAUUGGGGCUUGCUUCAAAGUAGCCAUGCAUAGAAUUGUACUGUUAAUAUCAAUUACGUUUCUAGGGUUGUUGAACACAGAGAAAUCUGCAGUUGGUAUUUUAAUUUAAUUUAUGGGUUGGGUAUUUCCAGUUGUCUUUAAACCUGAUCAAAUGAACUAACAAAUGUUUCAUGCACCGGAUCAAUGAUUAAAGUAAAUAAAACACAUAA